Patella vulgata (common limpet) is the source of this 975-nucleotide messenger RNA. Its product is annotated as S-crystallin SL11. The transcript is spliced from 6 exons. Gene Ontology annotation, molecular function: glutathione transferase activity. Lineage: Eukaryota; Metazoa; Mollusca; Gastropoda; Patellidae. The coding region runs from base 315 to 938 and encodes 207 amino acids. The record is from RefSeq and is a predicted model, not a curated record. Gene Ontology annotation, biological process: glutathione metabolic process.
AGCAAUGUCUUCUUACACAGUACCGCUCACAACGUUACUUACUAUACAUCACAUGUGGUCAGUCAUUCAUGUGUGAACAUACCCUCUUCAUAUAUAGUAAGUAAAUCGGACAUCACCGCGUGUCUACGAUAUCACUCUUGGUGGAAGUGAACGUAAAACUCCCGCAGUCCAAGAUACAACUGUAUUGCCUCCAUAUCAACAAUAACAGACACUUACCAGGUUUAUAUAUAGUAAGCCAACUAAACAACACCCCGUGUCAUAUCAACGAUUACAAACACCUCCCAGAUUCGACGAUUUAAAAAAUAGAAGUCAUAAUGGGGAAGAAAUACGUCUACCAUUAUUUUAAUAUUAGAGGAAGAGGCGAAACUCCAAGACUUAUUUUUGCCGCUGCUGGAGUUGAAUAUACAGAUAACAGAAUUGAAUUUUCUGAGUGGCCUAAAUUAAAAGGAUCAUAUCCUCUGGGAGCCUUACCAGUUUUUGAAGAAGAUGGGCAACAAUUUCCAGAAAGUAUUGCCAUUUCCAGAUAUCUAGCCAAUGAAUUCGGAUUAGCUGGUAACUCAAAUCUAGAAAAAUUAAAGAUCGAUGUUAUAGUAGACUUGCUCGUAGCAAUCAGAGAAUCUGUUGUCGCACGGUAUUUUGAAAAAGAUGAAGCUAAAAAAGCCGACAUUCUGAGGAAGUGCGUAGAGGAACAAAUACCAAAAUCCUUUGCAUAUAUAAAACAAUGUUUGGUUGAAAAUUCGGAUGGCAGAGGAUUUCUUGUCGGCGAAAGGUUGUCCUGGGCUGAUUUGGCAUUGUUAGAUUUAGGUGAUAUGCUCCAUGGAUUUGAAGUUUUAAAAGACUUAUGCAACUACCCUGAAAUCAAGGCUCUUAAAGAAAGGGUUGAAGCCGUACCUAACAUAGCAGCAUAUCUAAACACGCGACACGUUACACCCCGUUAAAAUAAUAAAUGAACCCCUUUGAUUCGGGUAAAACAAA